Molecule: messenger RNA, 1465 nt
Organism: Suricata suricatta (meerkat)
Lineage: Eukaryota; Metazoa; Chordata; Mammalia; Carnivora; Herpestidae
Gene: METTL22
Product: methyltransferase like 22
Exons: 12
Coding region: 239-1390 (383 amino acids)
Biological process (GO): protein methylation
Cellular component (GO): nucleus
Molecular function (GO): protein methyltransferase activity
Source: RefSeq, a predicted model, not a curated record
CGCAUGCGCAGGCCGCGUAUAAUGGCGGCCGCCUGAGCCGGGGCAUGAGGGCACUCGCCCGACCUCCGUCCUGGUACCCGAGUUCGCACAUUCGUCCGUGAUUGUUAUUCUUGCUAUAAUGACUGAUACUCACUACCGUUCUUUAUGUGACCUGGACCUUAAAACCCAUCGUUGUCUCCUGUGAUCCUUACACAGGCCCCGAGGUGCUCCCGUCCCAUGAUCACUGUGGAGCCCGGCCAUGGACGAGGUCACCUUCAAAAGUGACACUGUGCUGUCAGACGUCCACCUCUACACCCCGAACCACAGACACCUCAUGGUGCGGCUGAACAGCAUGGGGCAGCCCGUUUUCCUGUCCCGGUUCAAGCUUCUGUGGAGCCACGCCUCUCAGACAGACUCCGGGGCCGAGGGUGGCGGUCGUGGCUCGGGUCCUGCGGGGGAGGCGCCUCCCUCUGGGCCCGGCGGGGGCCCCAGCAGUGACGCCACCAGCCAGGAGGGGCCGGGAGCUCGGCUGGACGAAGAUGGGGACUUGGACGUGGAGAGGAGACCGCGGGCCGCUUCGGACCCUGAGCCAGCAGGGCCUCCGAGGGACAAGGUACAUCCCACGAUUCUAACGCAGGAGGAAGAGGAGGAGGAGGACGGGCUGGCAGAUGGAGCCCGCGGGGCCCGCCCCCAGGAUAUCAUCAGAAUAGAGCACACCAUGGCCACCCCCCUAGAGGAUGUUGGCAAGCAGGUGUGGCGGGGUGCCCUGCUCCUGGCAGACUACAUUCUCUUCCAACGGGACCUCUUCCAGGGGCGCACCGUGCUGGAGCUCGGGGCGGGCACGGGGCUGGCCAGCAUCAUCGCAGCCACCGUGGCCCAGACGGUCUAUUGUACAGAUGUCGGUGCAGAUCUCUUGGCCAUGUGCCAGCGAAAUAUUGCCCUCAACAGCCAUCUGACAGCCGCUGGAGGAGGCGUGGUUAAGGUCAAAGAACUGGACUGGCUGCGGGAUGACCUGUGCACAGACCCGGAGGUCCCCUUCAGCUGGUCGCAGGAGGACGUCUCCGAUCUGUACAGUCACACCACCAUCCUGCUUGCGGCCGAAGUGUUUUACGACGAUGACCUAACCGACGCGCUCUUUACCACCCUCUCCCGCCUGGCUCACAAGCUCAAGAAUGCCUGCACCGCCAUCCUGUCCGUGGAGAAGAGGCUGAACUUCACGCUCAGACACCUGGACGUCACGUGCGAGGCGUACGAGCACUUCCGCUCCUGGCUGCGACGGCUGGAGAGGCGUGCGGACGGCCGGCUGCGCUUCGCGGUGGAGCGGCUGGAGGCCUCCUUCCCGCAGCUGCUGGCCUACGAGCGCACCCGGCAGCUGGAGCUCUGGGGGAUCUCUGUGGAACCGGUGAUGUGACCCAUCGCACCCCAAGCACGGCUUCUUGACUGUUCUCAGAAUACUUUCUAAUAAAACUAAAAUCUCACAAAGUGA